Molecule: messenger RNA, 874 nt
Organism: Linum tenue
Lineage: Eukaryota; Viridiplantae; Streptophyta; Magnoliopsida; Malpighiales; Linaceae
Source: the annotation of a GenBank genome assembly
AUGAACAUUGCUAAUAACUGUUUGUUGGGGACCACCUUGUUUGUGGACAGGAGUGGGGAUCGGGCGCAGGUUUGGCCUCUCCAGUUCUUGGGGGACACUAGACGGGUGAGGAAAUAUUCUUGGGGGUCUGCUACACUCGCCUAUUUGUAUAGGCAACUCGGCAUGGCGUCUCGAGCGGAUUGCAAAGGCAUGGGUGGAUGUUUGACCCUCCUUCAGAGCUGGAUCUACGAGUACUUCCCGUGUUUACGAGAUCAGAAGUUGGGGACACGUGGAUUGGUGUGCGGGGAACCUUUUGCUAAGAAGUGGGAGGGGGUGAGAUUUGGAGGUGGGGCACAGUUGAUGAAUGAGAGGGAGAUGUACGAUCCCUCGCGUUGCCUCCGUCAGUUUGGGUACGUACAGACCAUCCCCUCAGAUCCGCUUCCUCCAGUUGAUGUUUGCCGAUCUGCGAAUGUCAAGAUGUACUCCUUGUCCUACGGUCCCGGCUUGAGUGAGCUUUGGAAGGCCCCUCACUGCCACUCGGUGCAGUUGGAUUCGAUAUCGAGACCUGUUCAAAAACCGGAAGAUACCGACGAUGGGUAUCUACAGUGGUAUAUGGGACGUACCCACCCGAGGAUCGUCUGCCCCAGUGCUGCUGACCAGGAGAUACACCACCAUCUUAGUCAUGAUCAGUUAGUUGUGAAGCUCGUCCGAGAGUUUCGCACUGUGAUUGAGCACCCUUAUGAUGACCACCUUGAUCUUCUUCUUGGAUUACAAGGGUUGCUUAGAGAGUACGACGAGGCGACUCCAUACCAGCCUCCACCUCAGUACUAGUGUUGUUCAUGUAGUUUGAGUACUAUGUAGUUUAUUUGUAUUUUGAGAACUAUGUCGUUAAUUU